Ipomoea triloba (trilobed morning glory) is the source of this 432-nucleotide messenger RNA. RefSeq names its product histone H2AX-like. The record is from RefSeq and is a predicted model, not a curated record. Bases 1 to 432 code for a protein of 143 amino acids. Gene Ontology annotation, cellular component: nucleosome. The transcript has a single exon. Gene Ontology annotation, molecular function: structural constituent of chromatin; DNA binding; protein heterodimerization activity. Lineage: Eukaryota; Viridiplantae; Streptophyta; Magnoliopsida; Solanales; Convolvulaceae.
AUGAGUUCAAGCGGCGGGGGUGCAAGGAAGGGCGGCGCCGGUAGAGGCAAGCCAAAAGCCACAAAGUUGGUGUCUCGAUCUUCUAAAGCGGGGCUCCAGUUUUCGGUCGGCAGAAUCGCUCGAUUCCUCAAGACCGAAAAGUACGCCGGGCGUAUUGGUGCCAGAGCUCCGGUUUAUCUCGCUGCCGUUCUUGAAUAUCUCGCUACUGAGGUGUUGGAAUUGGCUGGGAAUGUAGCGAUGGACAACAAGAAGAAUCGCAUAGUGCCAAGGCACAUUCAGUUGGCUGUGAGGAAUAAUGAAGAACUUAGCAAGCUUCUGGGUGAUGUAACUAUUGCCAAUGGGGGUGUUUUGCCCAAUAUCCAUCAAACUUUGCUGCCAAAGAAGGCUGGCUCUGGAAAGGGUGAAAUUGGGUCUGCUUCUCAGGAGUUUUAG